AGAACCGAAAAGAAUGGGAGAGAAGAGGAUGCAGAACAGGCUGAGCAGAGGACUGUGGAACUAUCACAGCGUUCUCCUGAUCAUCCUCACGCCGCUGCUGCUGCUCCCACUUCCUCUGGUCAUCGAAACAAAGGAGGCAGCAUGUGCCUUUGUGUUGCUGCUGAUGGCGGUAUACUGGGUAACGGAGGUGAUUCCACUCUCCAUGACUGCCAUGCUGCCCGCCAUCCUCUUCCCCCUGUGUGGCAUCAUGACGUCCUCCGGUGUGGCAAAGGAGUAUUUUAAAGACUUCCACUUCCUGCUUGUGGGCGUCAUCUGCCUCGCCACAUCCAUCGAGAAGUGGGGCCUCCACCGCAGGAUCGCCCUGAGGCUCGUCACCUUGGUGGGAGUCAGCCCUGCGUGGUUGAUGUUGGGCUUCAUGUCCGGCUGUGCCUUCCUCUCAAUGUGGGUCCAAAAUACCUCUGCUGUUACCAUGGUGAUGCCCAUCGUGGAAGCUGUCCUCCAGCAGAUCCUGAAGGCAAAGGAAGAAGGGUAUGCUGGUGAAGACAACCCCAACCUGCAGCUGGAUGAAAUCUCCAACGGUCCCGAAGAGGUUAAAGAAACUCGGAGUGACAGCAAGCAGCCAGACGUCCCUAAAGAAACUUCUGUUCAGAUACAAAUGGUGUCGCAGCCUGCAGCAGAUGAGGUGCAGGAAGCGGUGAACAAAAACGCUGCACAGCACGCACCCACGGCUCUCCACAGGAGGCGUAAACAGGACCGGAUGCUGUGCAAAGCCAUGUGCCUUGGCAUCGCCUACUCAUCCAACAUUGGUGGCAUCACCACGCUGCCAGGAACCUCUCCAAACCUCAUAUUCUCUGAGUACCUCAACCAGGUUUACCCAGACUGCAACUGCAUUAACUUUGGGAACUGGCUCCUGUUGUGCCUGCCCGUCAGCGUGAUCAUGCUGCUGCUGACGUGGCUGUGGCUGUAUUGGCUCUUCAUUGGCUCAGACUUCAGGUUCCUGUGGCGGUGUCAUGGUGAGCAGUCUGAGGGCGAGAAGGCAGCGAAAAAGGUGAUAGAAGACGAGUACAAGAAGCUGGGAGCCAUGAGUUCUCAGGAGAUCUUCACUGGGGUGGUUUUUGUGGUGAUGGUGUUGCUGUGGUUGACCAGGUCUCCAGGUUUUAUUCCAGGCUGGGCUUCACUCUUCCCUCAUAAAUCGAACUACGUCACCGAUGCCACCGUGGCUCUGCUGCUGGGUGUCCUCUUCUUCAUCGUGCCUGCACACGGACCCUCCAAAAAAUAUGAAGCCAUGAUCUCCUGGAAAGAGUUUCAGGUCUCCAUGCCGUGGCAGGUUGCCCUGCUGGUUGGUGGAGGCUUCGCACUUGCUAAAGGUGCAGAGGAGUCAGGUCUGUCGCUGUGGGUGGCGAGGCUGAUGACACCUCUGGGCGAACUGCCAGUCUUGGCCACAGUCGCAAUUGCCUGCAUCAUUGUCACCACGCUAACAGAGGUGGCCAGCAACGCCGCCACCAUUACCAUCUUCCUCCCUAUUCUCUCUCCUCUGGCUGAGGCCAUACACGUCAACCCUUUGUACAUCCUGAUUCCUGCCACCCUGUGCACAUCCUUCUCCUUCCUGCUGCCAGUGUCCAACCCGCCCAACGCUGUCGUGUACGCCUAUGGACACAUCACCAUCAUAGAUAUGGUGAAAGCGGGGCUUGGCGUCAACAUGAUUGGAGUCCUCGCCGUCCUACUGGCCGUGGCCGCGUGGGGAGUUCCUUUAUUCUCUCUGGAUACGUACCCGGACUGGGCACCAACCCUCCCCACCUUCAACUCCACCGUGCCUUGAUGAGCGGACCUGGGCGUGGUUUUCGAUGGUCAGAUUCAGGAUCCUCAGGAGACACAAAAGAGGCUCCUCAGUGCCACUCUCCAGAAAUGGGUUAAUGUGCUUUAUCUCACCCAAAGCUAAAAGAAUGUAUUCAUUGUUCUGUGGUGGUGUUACUGCUUCCUCUCCACCAGCAGGUUAACAUUUAGGUGCCCCUGUUUUCCUGCUGGCGGUCUCUCUAUACAUAGGUGCCAAUGUAUAAAC
This is a messenger RNA of Archocentrus centrarchus (flier cichlid), 2059 nucleotides long. It is a transcript of the gene slc13a1, whose product is annotated as solute carrier family 13 member 1. The transcript is spliced from 15 exons. The coding region runs from base 14 to 1819 and encodes 601 amino acids. Gene Ontology annotation, molecular function: sodium:sulfate symporter activity. Gene Ontology annotation, cellular component: plasma membrane. Gene Ontology annotation, biological process: sulfate transmembrane transport; sodium ion transport. The record is from RefSeq and is a predicted model, not a curated record. NCBI's taxonomy places the organism in Eukaryota, Metazoa, Chordata, Actinopteri, Cichliformes, Cichlidae.